AUGGCUCCCCUGCUCCGCCAAACCGAGGACUCCGCGAGAGAGGCUGUCACCAUCACCACCCUGACCAUUAUGGCCAGUGACCCCCAGCUGAACCUUCGCGAUGGCAAGAUCGCUGUGAGGAGGUCAGGUCGGGACGGUCGGGACGGUGACGGCCAUUCGUGGCACAGCGAGGGAAGACAGAUGAGAGAGGUUCUUGAGGAGGUCCUGACCAUAACUUGCCAUGGCGUGGCGGAGGAAGAGCUGUGGCCCUGGAGGAAAAAGGGGUUGGACCUGGCGAAGCGCAUGUGUUUGGAUCGAGUGGCUGAGGAAAAGCCAUUGCACUUCGAGCGCUUUGCAGUUUGGCUUGCCGGUGGCACCGGAGCACUUGGUUGUUUCACUACGUGUUUCAACUCCUUUAAGGAGACCCUUGUGGAGCGCGAGAUGGCAGACAAUGAGAAAGAAGGCAACGGAGGGGCCUGGGGAAAAGUCCCAACAUGGGACGGAUCUCCGCAGACAUGGAGAGCUUUCCAACGUGAGAUGCGUUGGUGGCUCAGUGCACUUGACCUGGAAGGCACCAAAUGGCUCCUUCGCCAAUCAGGCGUUGUGCGCCAGCGUGGCGAGGAAUUCCUGCCAGAAGAGUUGGAGUACCAGAAAGAGGAGAAAGGUGUGGAUCCAGAAACCGGAAAUGAGGUGACCUUGGUCCAGGAAGAUGCUCUGAGCGGCAUCAACAAGCUGCUGAAGGCGUUGGAGGGCAUCAAUGGAAGGACAACGCUUGACAAGCGUGGUGAGCUCAGAAAUGCCUUUUACUUAGAGAUGAAAAGGCGACCAGGUGAGAGGAUUGCUGAGUUCUGCACCCGUUUUCGAACGGCCUUGGCAGAUCUUCGAUCAGAAGGCGUGCAGUUGCCCUCUGGCGAGGUUGGAUGGUUCUUCAAGGCGAAGUUGGGGUUGGAUCCACUUCGGAUUCAGUUGCUGGAUACAGCCCUCCAAGGGGCAGAAGAGUACGAAGCAAUUGAGCGAGAAGUUCUUCGACUUUUCAAAGAGCUGCAUGCCCAGGAUCCUCUGGUCAGACGAGUUGGUGGCGAUGGCAAGGGAUCUCCGCUUUUGCAACGGUUCCUGUCCUCGCAGUCAGGUCCCAGCAGAUCUACGUCCUAUGCUCCCUCUUCUGCGUCCUCUAUGCCGAGGUCAUACAGGUCUUCCUCCUCUGCGAGCUCUGGUAGGUUUGGAGGCGGUUUCAGAAAGCCGUUUCCGCCCAAGCAGGUCAUGGUGUCAGAGGUGGAAGAGACAGAGAAUGACGAUGAAGAACAUGCAGACGCCGAAGAUGACGGCGGCGACCCUGGCAUUGAGGAUAUCAUCAGAAGCGAAGCUGAGGCGCUGGCUGCUGAAUUAGAUGAAGCAGUUGAACAGGGCCUGGACGCUUCAACUCUACAGGAGAUUGAAGAGACCGUGGAGAACGCUGCGGAGGCCCUGAUCACCAUGAAAGAGGCUCGAACAAAGUUGCAGGAGGUGAAGAAAGACCGCGGGUACGGUCGAGCUGGAACUGGAGGUGAAGGUGACCCUGAAUGCACCCAGCCCGGAAAGGGAUUGGGCAGAAAGCCCUUGCUGAAGAAACCAUACAAGCAGGUCAAAGUGGUAGAAACUCUUAACACCGAGCAUGUUGAGGGCGGUGAAGAAGGUGGACAUGAAGUUUUGACUGUUUCAUCGGUGCCUUUGACUCCGGCGCUGAUGAUUGCUUUGGAUGAAUCUCACCGCAAGCCCAAGGAGGUGAAUGCAAUUUCAGCGACUUUGACUGCAGACAAAAGACUUGUUGGCGCACUUGAUUCAGCUUGCAAUAGAACCUGCACUGGUCCUGAUUGGUUGGAAGGGUUCCUGAAGGGAUUGAAAAAGGCUCCACAGGCCAUCCAGGACUUGGUCAUUACCAGGCCCGAGCGGGAGACCUUCCGGUUUGGGAACGGUGGGACACAAGUGUCCUUGGAAAGAUGGAAGAUUGGUAUGUUUCUGGACUUCAUUAGUUCAGGUGCCUUCUCUUGGACUUUUGCUAGGUCAUUACCUGCUGCCUCUCCUGCCAUCCAGUUGGCCAGUCCCAUGGACCCUCAGCCAAGUCCCAGCACUCAGCGAUGGCGAAGAAUGACUCUUCGACUUCGAGAAAGGUUCCUAUGGGCAGCAAAGGGCGUCGUUUUGUGGCUGGUGCAAAGACCUUCCUUGCGCUGGCUGCCCUUGCCUUAUCCCUCGGUGGCAACUCCCGAAGCCUGGCUCGAGCAAGCCCAGAAGCAGGCGAAGGACAAGGUGCAAUCUUUCCGUCAUGUGGACAAGGCGUGGCGGCAAGGGAAGUUCAAUUUGAAGAAUCUGGGAGAUUGCGCUCACCUGAGGCAACGUCUUGGCCUCCGAGUUUCCUUCAUCGAGGACCCUUUGGUGGAAGGCAUGGUGAUGGGAAUGGCAGCCAAGGGUCUCAACACAAAGAUCCGAAAGGCUGUGCAAGAGGAGGCUCAGGCACAGGCAAAGAAGUUGAGUUCCGAUGCGAGGAGAGAGGAGGAAGCAAGGACUCUCAUUGGUCCGAGAGGCGGCCUGCCCUCUCUUCGAAGCGAUUUGAUUCGAUUGGCCGCUCUUCUUCACGUCCCCAUCGAGGAUUCGGACACUGUGGAAAAGCUCAAGGAGAAGGUGAAGCCAAUGAUUGCCAUCCUGAAAGAGAAGUCUCCACCACUGACUGCGGAAGAAAUGCGGAAGAUGGCAACUCAGAUGCAAAAGUUGCAGAAGCAGAUCGAAGAGCGUCAGGACCCUCAGGUCUUGGAUUUGACCAUGACGGACGUGAAAGAGGAGGAAAAUCCUUGGGACAACAUCUCGGACGGCGAGAAGGAAGCCAUCCAUCAGAGCUUGAACGAUGCCUACGCCCAGAGUCUGAUGGCUCAGUAUGGGGACUGCAUCGAGGGGCAAGCACAGCUGAUUGCUCAAGCAUGGUCCAAACAUGAAGCUGAACGUUUGAAGACCUCGCUUGGUCCUCGUCGCUUGACCGAGAUUUUGGUUGCCGAUCAUGAUGCUGAAAUGUGGAACUACAUGACUGCUGAGACCUUCAUCCAACCAGUCUCCUUUGACCUUGACUCCUACGAAGCCUUGGCGUCGAACGAGACUUAUGUGAAUGACAUCGCUGAACAGAAUGUCAAGGCCCAUGAGAACAAUGAAGCUAACAAGUAUGACAAGGUUUCAAAGUCCAACGCGGUUCCAAAGUCCCAUGCGGUGCCAAAGUCCAAGCAGCCUUUGGUGUCUGAGAUUUACACAAGUGCAGAGAACGUGAUGAAAGAGGCAGUGAAACGAGGUCACAAUGUUGGGACCUCGAUGUCACUUGAAAGCGGAUGGAAUUUUCUGAACCCUGAGCACAGGAGAAAGGCUUAUCACAAGGUGAUGGAGGAGAAACCUUUUUGUCUGGUUUUGGCUUUUCCAUGUGGUGGUUUUUCUCCUUUGCAACGUCUCAAUGGCAAGUUCCCAGGACGUCGAGCUUUGCGACGUGAAGUGGCUCGUGAGCUGAUGUCCUUUGCUCUGCAGUUGGCAGAGCUCCAAAUUCGAGAAGGUAGACAUUGUGUGCUCGAGAAUCCCAAACCCAGCGAAGCCUGGAAUGAGGUUGAAAUGCAAAAAUUCAUAGAAGAGCACCAAGUCCACCUUGCUGACUUUGACCAAUGUCGGUUCGGUCUUCGCAGUUUGACCGGCGAACUUCACAGAAAGCCUACGAGGAUGGUAAGUUCUGGCUCCAAGAUUGCGGAUCAGGUGAAUGGUUUUGUUUGCACGCGUGACCAUUCUCAUUCUCCUGUCAUCGGUGGUGCGAAAGUGACUGCACGCGCAGGCAUUUACCCCAGAGCCUUAGCAUGCGCUUUGGUGAAGGGCAUCGAGAAGCAGUUUGAAGCGGAUUUCAAGUCCAACGAGGUUUUAGCGUUGCAAGCUGGUGCAGAUGAGGAGGAAGAACUGGCUUUUGAAGGUGGAGAACUUGCCCCACGGCAUGAUGAUGAUGAAGGUUCAGAUGUUGAAGAUGGCCAACAUCCUGAUGGAAAGCCCCUGACAGUACCUGCUGGUGUCCGAGCGGCUGUGCUCAAACUACACCAGAACACAGGCCACAGAAGUGGUAAGCGGCUCGCCAGGGCCUUAGCGAUAGCUGGGGCGCCGUCUGAAGCGAUCCUGGCGGCCAAGCAGUUGCAGUGCUCAGUUUGCAAGGAGCACCAGGCUCCAAAGGUGAGGCGGCCUGCUUCACUUCCUCUUCCCAAAGACAUGGGCGAUCAAGUUCAUGUUGACCUGUUGGAGGUGGAGGACUGCAAGGAGCAGAAGUUUUGGGUGGCUCACGCCACCGAUUAUGCCACAAGAUUCCAGCUGGCCGAGAUCAUCCCUGACAAAUCUACGGCCUCUGUGGUGAAGUUCCUCUCCAACAGAUGGGUGGCAACCUUUGGCCCUCCUCGUGUCAUGGUGGUGGACCAAGGCCGGGAAUUCAUUUCCUGGGAGAUGGAGGAGUACGCCUCAUCUCAAUCAAUCCUGCUACACCACAUAGCAGUGCAGGCACCAUGGCAAAAUGGAGUAGCGGAAAGAAGCGGAGGAAUCCUCAAGACCCUCCUGGCAGCCGUUGUCACCUCCAAGGCGGUCAUUGGCAAGGACGACAUGGAGCUUGCCCUGGCCGAAGCAGUCUCAGCCUACAACGGCGACAUCAAUGAGUCUGGUGCCUCUCCCUAUCAGGCUGCUAUUGGCCGACAACCCAGGAUGAUAGGAGACACCUUGGGAGGUAUUCAGACCAGACUGGCUGAACAUGGACUCCUUGAAUCCAAGCCCUCUCUGGCUCGACAGUUGGCAAUGAGGGAGGUGGCCAAGGUGGCGAUGACCCGGCUCCAUUUCAGCAGAGGCCUGAGGAAAGCUGAGCUUGGCAGAUCCAGAAACCCAACAGUGCAAGAGAUGCCUGAGCCUGGAACUAUCUGCUAUUUCUUCAGGCCCAUGCGUUACAACAGCAAGACAGGUCCAAGCAAGAAGAAGCUGACCCUGAAACGUUGGCAUGGCCCUGCACUCCUUGUGGCUGUCGAAGGCAAGACUUCGGCCUACCUCAGCUACAAAGGUCAGCUGACAAAAUGUGCGUUGGAGCAUGUGAGACAAGCUUCAACUAUGGAGCAGAUCGCAGCGGAGUCUUGGCGAGAGGCAAUUGAUGAAGCCGUUGAGGCGGCCACUUUGGAUUUGACUCGCCAGGGACUUCCUGAACCUAUUGAUGGCCAACCUGCUGGCGGUGGUGGUGGUUUGUCAGCUCCGGCAACUCCUGGAUUUUUGCCUUCAAUCUCUCCAGCACUUCCAGUGCCUUCUACACCACCUCCGGAGACAGCCGCUCCAGGUCAAGAUCUGCCUCCUGUACGAGCUCAAGAUCUUGCUAUGGCCUUGGGAUCUGCAACUGAAGCUUCUCUUCCUGGAUCUGGACUUUCAUCCAGAAGAGUAAGCGACAUUGGCACGGCACCUAGUGGACUUCAACGUGGGCUCAGCGAUGGACUUCGAAGCGAUGGAUUUCGACGAAGAGCCGACACCGGUUUUGAGACCGGAAAGGUGCCAAAGAUGCCUGAUCCAGCCGGGAUCAAAAGACCUUCUGAGGUCACUGCGGAACAGCUUCGUUCCACGGCAUCUGCUGCUGCAUCUGCAGACAGCGUUGUGCCAGCUGAAGUGCCAGUUCCUGAAGACUCUGCUUUUGAGGCCAUGGAGGUUAGCAAGCAUCAGCAUGCCCUGGACUUGUCACAAUCCUCCAAGCAUCCACUCGUUCAGAUCUUCGAAGCUGCCCGGCAAGAUCGUCACCAACCCCUGGAAGCUCAUGUUCCUGACCAUGGGAGUUGGGAUGGCCGAUGGCCUUUGCCCUCCAAAACAGAAUGGCUUUGUCGUCAACAACUUGGACUUUGUUGGCCCAAAGGCAAGGAGGACAUUGAAGAUCACGAAACCAUGGCAGUUCAAGCAGCCAGGAAAGAGUACUUUUGGAAGAACCUGCCAGAAGAGCAGAAGCCGGCAUUUCGUGAAGCUGCUGCUCAAGCUUGGUCAGUUUGGAAAGAGAACGACGCGAUCGAGGAGCUCACUCCUGAGGAAUCUGCAACGGUUCGUGAAAGACUCAAAAGGAAUCGAGAGCAGUGCAAGAUCCUCACACCUCGAUAUGUGUUCACUGACAAGCACGACCCGCUCAGGACAGAGUCAAACCCUUUGCCAUUGAAAGCUCGAGCUCGCAUCGUUGUCCCUGGCUUCAAGGACAUCCUUGGGUUUGGUUUGCGCAAAGAUGCACCCACUUGCUCCAGAAUCGCUCAGCAUUUUCUUUUGACCCUCACAGCAGCCUUUCAUUGGGUUUUGAUGAGUGCGGACAUCAAAAGCGCCUUCUUGAAGGGUGACCCGUACAUGGCUGGUGUGCGUGAGCUUUUUAUGGAAAAUGUCCGAGGGCGAGAUGGUGAACCUCGUUUGCCGUUUCCAGACCUUGUGAAGAUCAAGAAGGGUGUUUUUGGUUUGGCAGAUGCCCCUAGAAUGUGGUAUCUCAGGCUUCAUCGAGCUCUCUCAGAAGCUGGAUGGGAACGUUGCCCUUUGGACUAUGCGUGCUGGCUCCUUUGGUCUCCCGACAGGAAGACACUGGAAGGAAUGAUUCUGGCUCAUGUGGACGAUUUGCUACUUGGUGGCAACCAGCGUGCCAAGAAGAAGCUCCUGGAACUUGGUGAUCAGCUUGGUUUUGGGGCCAUUGAAGAGGGAGAGUUCACCUAUUGCGGCAAGAAGUUCAAGCAAAAAGCUGAUGGAACUAUCCAAAUCUCCAUGAAGGAGUACCAUGAGAACCUGAAGUGCGUGCCCAUUCCAGUUCACCGCCGUGAACGUCCUGACGCAGAGCUUCUGGAAUCUGAGCGCAAACAACUUCGCGCCAUCCUUGGGUCACUUCAAUGGUUGGUGGCACAGCUCCGUUUUGACAUGGGCUUUUUGCUUUCAACCCUCCAAGGUGAAUCCCAGACAGUUGGCACAUUGAUGAAGGCCAACCAAUUGGUGAAGAAGUUCAAGCAAUGCCCGGACUUCAGCCUUACAUUCAAGCCCAUGGACCUCUCCGAUGCUGGUCUGAUGGUGGUGACAGACGCCUCCUUGGGAAACGUCACCAAGCAAGGCGGUGCUGAGGGGACCACUUUUGAGAAGGUGUUCAGCCAGAGCGCCUACUUUGUGCUCCUCGGCGACAAAGAACUGAUGGCUGGUCGAGAAGGCAAUUUUUCUGUAAUUGACUCCCGGUCGCACAGAUUGCCGAGAGUUUGCAGGUCUACAUAUGGUGCAGAACUCCAAGGGACUGAAGAAGCCUUCGAUGUCGGUCUUCUUUGCAGAGGCUGGCUGGCUUUGCUGAAGGGUUUGCCUUAUGUUGAGGCAGCCCGUGACACCAUCCCUCUUUGCGUGGUGACAGACGCAAAGGAUGUGUAUGACAAGAACACCAGCGAUACACCGACGUAUGGCUCCCAGAAAAGCUUAGCCUUCACGGUGGCAUGGAUCAGACAGGUACUUGGAAAGCCCAACACCCUGCUGAAGUGGACGUCCACUGAGAACAUGUUUGUGGACGUCGGGACAAAAGACAUGGACCAUGACCAUUUGCACCAGAUCUUGGACAGCUGCCGCUGGAGUGUGAGCUUCAACAAGGAAUUUGUGAAGCAGAAGCAGAAGAAGUCACGUGCUGCAGCUGUGAGUGAGAGAGGCAAGCUGUUAGGUGAUCCUCUGGACGAAACGUCCGCGGUGUAUCCUUACUUAGCUCAGCUAGGAUUGGAUCCCAAGGCUGGUAAGCCAACCAGGUUCGUUGAGGCUGGCACAUCUCGGGAGAUCGUUGAGGCCUUGAUUGCUUCCACUCCCACCGGGCAUUUGUUGACCAGCGUCCGGCGCCGACGUUUUCUCGGCGUUGUGUAUAUGUCAAAUGGCGAUGUUUUGUCAUGGCGAAAUGAUGAUUCAACCAGUGACGCCCCCAGCUUUAGCGAAGCCUUGAAGCAAGUGGCAGAGGAGAUCACAUUGGAACGUUUCAACGAGUCCCUGCGGUCCAUGUUGGGCUUCCUGGGUCCUGCUGAGAGCGCGCGAGGAGCCGUGGUGGUCUCUUGCCCCGCAACGGUGGCUGACGAACUGAGCGGCAGAAAGGUGCCAUUCACCCAGCCCAGCGCUCAACAAGUCGAAAGUGUCUUGCGCAGCAUCCAGGGCCUGGACGCCAGUGAGGCAGCGGCGCGACGCGUUUCUGCACCCGCAUCACUGGCGCCUGAGGUGGAGCACAUUCCUGAAGCGCUGGAGGUAAAGCGAGAAGAUGUGACCACCAUUCGCCUGGCCAAUGGUUUGGUGGUCCGGCUCUUGGUGAUGCCUGCCAGUCCCUCCAGUGGCCCAGCGCGAGCCGGGAUGCGCUUAACAGUGCCUGGUGGCAGGGUGAGCGAUGAACUGGCCGGCCGUUUGGGAGCUUCACAUGCCAUGCUGAUGACUCUGAACAAUGGUGGUGCGGGUCAAUGGAGCCAGGAUGAGACAGAGAAAGACGACCGCUUGGGUGCCCUGCGAGUGUCUAUGGAUGAGGCCAGAGCAGCACGUGACCAGGGUUGUCAGGUCAUCGCUCUGAUCGGCUUCCCCCUGGACGAAGGCUGCCGUCGCAACGGGGGCCGCUGUGGCGCUGAAGCGGGGCCGACCAUGUUCCGGCAGCUGGUCUGGAAGACAGGCUGCGUUCCCAAUUUCGUCACCGGAUGCGAUUUCCACAAUGUUCGCAUUGUUGAUUGCGGUGACAUUGAUAUUGAUGAAUACGAUGAAGUGGACUAUGACGGUGCCCGCGACGCUCUACGGCAAAAAGUGUCGCAAGCUUUGUCGAAUGGCUUUAUUCCAUUUGUGAUUGGAGGCAGCAAUGACCAGUCCUAUGCCAAUGCCUGCGCUCUGCUGGAGCACUUCCCAGACACUGGCCUUGGAGUCAUCAAUCUCGAUGCCCAUUUAGAUGUUCGCCCGCAGAAGGCUGGGCUUGAACACAGUGGCUCGCCCUUCCGUCAGUUGCUGGAGGACCAGCGCUUUUGCAGGAUGAAAGAGAAUUUGUUCACGGAAUUCGCGUGUCAGUCGCAUCAAUGUGCUGCAAGCCACGUUCGAUGGAUCUUGGAGGGUCAGCCGGGCCGCGCCUGCCAGACACGGGUGGUGUGGUUGGAUCACAUGCUGAGUGCAGAGCCUCGGAGCAUAGCAGACUGUUUCGCUGCGGAGUUGGAAAUGCUGGCUGAUGCGGAUGCUGGAAGACAGCACGUCUUUGUCAGUUUUGAUGUGGAUUCAAUCGCCGCAGCGUUCUGCCCUGGCGUGUCUUGUCCAUCACCAAUCGGAUUGGAUGCAGAAACAGCGCUGCAGUGCUGCUUGCGUGCUGGCAUGUGCAAGAGCGUACGGCUGAUGGAUAUGAGUGAAUUCAACCCCGCAGUGGAGGAUUACAAUACAGGCAAGUUACUGGCAACGAUGUUCUACAACUUUGUCAUGGGCGUCUCCAUGCGACCGUGA
Cladocopium goreaui is the source of this 9447-nucleotide messenger RNA. Lineage: Eukaryota; Dinophyceae; Suessiales; Symbiodiniaceae. The record is from the annotation of a GenBank genome assembly.